AAAUAUUCCACAGGGCCACUUCUCUCGUACCAUCCUCACCACCACAACGCAUCACUCGUGACAGUUACCAUUCAGAUCACGUCCUGAAACGUAGAACAAUCUCUGACAAUUUAUUUUUUAUUUGGAUCUGUCGCCGAAGCGAAGGCCUCCUCUCAUUCUUCGUCGAAACAUAAUUCGCGAGCGAUUAUCAUGAGUCAAAGAAGUAUGUAUCUUCAGGCCUUAACUAUUGGGUUCACCUUCCUGACUAUUUUUGCUCAACCGACUGAGGUUCCACACAAAGAUAUCGAUAUAUUGGAGACCCUAAUUGACUGCGUACAAAAUUACAACGCAACUGCUCAUCAAUUAGAGGCCAAGAAGAGUGAUCAUAAAGUCACUGAAGGAAGAUCUAAUUGUCUGGAAUCAUGUGUCAAAGAAUUGCGGGGAAAUCUGACAAGAACUGGAGUGUUCACCGACAAAGAAAUGGUUGAGAAGAUUUCCAAAGAGUCGUCAGGAGACAGUCAUCUAAAAUCCGCCGUGAUUUCCUGCACAAAAGACAGAAACGCCGAAGGGGUUGAUGAUUGCAAAUCGACAAAGCGUCUCCUCGAUUGCUUAAAACAGAAGAUAGAUUGCCCAAACAGAAACGACUGCAUCUUGAGAAUUUUAUUUACAGUGAAUGGUGCUUAGGAUCCCAAACAUCCGGUAGCAUAUCUGUAUUCCAGUUGAUGCACAUCCUCUCAUAAUUUAACUGAUGAUACAGCAACUGUCCUUGGAGAAUGUUCUGAUGGUGAUGGGAUAUGACCAACGUCUAGAACCAGAUACACAGUAUCCUGCAGAUAAUUAUGCAUCGAAAAGAUUAUUAACUGCAGCAACAUAUGAAUCGCAUUUCUAAUUUUAUUCAUGAUAUUGUAAUCAUUCUUAAUAAACCACAAAAAACUCA
Messenger RNA from Diachasmimorpha longicaudata, 916 nucleotides. RefSeq lists its product as uncharacterized. Gene Ontology annotation, molecular function: odorant binding. NCBI's taxonomy places the organism in Eukaryota, Metazoa, Arthropoda, Insecta, Hymenoptera, Braconidae. The record is from RefSeq and is a predicted model, not a curated record. The transcript has 4 exons. The coding region runs from base 190 to 663 and encodes 157 amino acids.